AUGGCCCCAAGCACGAAGAACUCCCACAUUUCCACCAAGCACCUCUUCGUCGCUGCGCUCGCUGCAUCGGUUGCCUGCAGCGCCCAGGCCGCCGGAGGUAACAGCUCCACCCCGGCCAACCACGCCACGUUCGGUGACAUUACUUCGGGAAGUGGCAAGUGUGUCACCGGCAACCCCAACAAGGGAGGGGUCACCCGUGACCAGAUCGAUUGGGUCUGGGAAAACACCAUGUCCAAAUACGUGCCGGAUUUCAAGAACCUCAUCUUCGACCAGCUCGUGACCAACAAAGGCAAACUCAGUUACUGCGUGCGUUGGGACAACGAACAGAAGUUGACCAAGGCCACGGCAUCCAAGUUCCAGGCAGUACUCGAGGAACAGAUUAACCUCUGGAACCGCUGGCUGGCAGGAUACGAAUGCUGGCCAUUUAACCACAUCGAGGUCGACAUCGUGGGCUACGCGGUGAAGGACAAGUCGAUCAUGGACUGGAGUGAUGACUCGCUCGGCACGAUCUACGAGGGUAUUCUGGACGGUGAAGGAAGCCCUAAGUGCCCCGACGAGUGCUACAGUCGCCAGGGUCAGACUGAUACCAGCGGCUGCAAGGGUAAACCCUUCGACAUGUCCCUCUGGCCAUCCACAUCGGCGGGUGAGGGCGCUGUUGGCACUGGUGGUGACUGGGGUCAGCGUAUCGAGGUGAAUCACUUUAUGGAGUAUUUGGACAAGGAGCAGCAGAUGACCUUGUUGCACGAAAUGGGUCACGGGUUCGGUCUGCCGGAGAUGUACGUUGCUGACAACAAGCCUUCGGACUACCCCUCCUGUGUGAUGGAUGAAGAUUACGUGCUCACGGACGGCGAUGGUUGGCUGCUUCGUAGCAUUCUGGAGAACAUCAAGUCUCGCUACAACUUUUAA
Phytophthora nicotianae INRA-310 is the source of this 906-nucleotide messenger RNA. RefSeq lists its product as hypothetical. The record is from RefSeq and is a predicted model, not a curated record. The transcript has a single exon. Lineage: Eukaryota; Oomycota; Peronosporomycetes; Peronosporales; Peronosporaceae. Bases 1 to 906 code for a protein of 301 amino acids.